GUUGGUAGUGAUGGUCAGCUGGACAUGGAGGGCGCCCUGACUGCCAGGGGCCGGGUUGGAAUCCAGGAUUUUGUUCUUCUGGAUGAAACCACAGAGGCGGCCUUCCUCAGCAACCUCGAGAAACGCUUCAGCAAAGAUCUCAUUUAUACCUACAUCGGCACAUUGCUUGUGUCCGUCAAUCCCUACAAAGAGCUGGACAUCUACAAUAAGAAACAGAUGGAAGUCCACAUGGGUGUCAACUUCUUUGAGCUUCCACCACACAUCUACGCCUUAGCAGACAAUGCCUACCAAACCAUGCUGACAGAGUACAACAAUCACUUCAUCCUCAUCUCUGGUGAGAGUGGAGCAGGGAAGACGGAGGCCUCCAAGAAGAUUCUGCAGUAUUACGCUGUCACCUGUCCGAGCACCACUCUACUAAACACCGUCAGGGACAAAAUGCUCAUGUCCAACCCUGUGCUUGAGGCUUUCGGCAAUGCCAAAACACUGAAAAAUGACAACUCAAGUCGGUUUGGGAAGUAUAUGGACAUUCAGUUUGACAGCCAGGGGGAUGCAGUCGGAGGCCAUAUCCUGAACUACCUGCUGGAGAAGUCAAGGGUUGUUCAUCAGAACCACGGGGAGAGAAACUUCCACAUCUUCUACCAGCUAGUGGAGGGAGGAGAGGAUCAUCUACUGCACGAGCUGGGCCUGGAGAAAGACGCCCAGCAUUACAACUAUCUAACCCAAGGAGAGUGUGCCAUUGUGUCUUCCAUUAAUGACAGAAAUGACUGGAAAACGGUCAAAAAUGCUCUGCAAAUCAUCAACAUUGACGAGAUUAACACUAAACACUUGUUUGGGAUCGUUGCAAGCGUUCUCCAUUUGGGGAACGUUCAGUUUGACACCAACAGCAAAGGUCAUGCCCUCCUGAACAAUAAUGCAGAGCUGCGCUGGGUCUCAAAUCUACUAGGAGUUGAUGCUCAUAGUCUCCAAGAGGGACUCACAUACAGGAAGAUUGAAGCCAGAACAGAUCAGGUCCUCAGCCCAUUCACAAUCGAUCAUGCUAUUUAUGCCAGAGAUGCCCUGGCUAAAGCCAUCUAUGGACAGACAUUCACCUGGCUGGUCAACAGAAUCAACAAGUCCAUGGAGAACAAGGAUCCUUCAAGGAAGACUGUAAUAGGGCUCUUGGACAUAUAUGGAUUUGAGGUUUUCUAUGUAAACAGUUUUGAGCAGUUCUGUAUAAACUACUGCAAUGAGAAGCUGCAGCAGCUUUUUAUCCAAUUGACACUCAAGGCUGAGCAGGAAGAAUAUGAAGCAGAGGAUAUUGAGUGGGAGCCGGUUCAGUUCUUCAACAACAAGAUCAUCUGUGACCUGGUUGAGGAGAGACACAGAGGAAUCAUAUCCAUACUGGAUGAAGAGUGUCUCAGGCCAGGAGACGCCACAGAUCUCACCUUCCUGGAGAGACUGGAAGACAAGAUGGGAAAUCACCCUCACUUUGUCACGCACAAACUGGCUGACAAAAUGACACGUAAGACUCUGGAGAGGGGAGAUUUCCGUCUCUUGCAUUAUGCCGGGGAGGUCACCUACUGUGUUGUGGGUUUCCUGGACAAAAACAAUGACCUGUUAUAUAGAAACAUAAAAGAUCUGAUUUGUCAGUCUAAGAAUGCCAUAGUCAGAGAGUGCUUUGCCACAGUGGAUCCAGACAGCAGGCGAAGACCAGAAACAGUGGCGACCCAGUUUAAGAGCAGCCUGCUGAAGCUGACAGAGAUCCUCAUGGCUAAAGAGGCCUGGUACAUACGCUGCCUAAAAUCGAAUGAGUCCAAGCAGCCAGGUCAGUUUGACGAAGCACUCAUCAGGCACCAGGUGAAGUACCUGGGCCUGAUGGAGCACCUCAGAGUCAGACGAGCUGGUUUUGCGUACAGACGCAAAUAUGACGUCUUCCUAAAGAGAUAUAAACCCCUGUGCCCAGCCACAUGGCCUCACUGGAGAGGGGUGCCCGCUGAUGGAGUUGAAGUGCUGGUUCAACAUCUGGGCUACUUGCCAUAUGAGUACAAAAUGGGACGCACCAAAAUAUUCAUCCGUCAUCCAAGGACACUUUAUGCCACAGAGGAUGCUUAUGAGAAAUGCAAACAUGAACUGGCAACGAGACUCCAGGCCAAAUACAAAGGUUACAGAGCAAAAGGAGAAUUCAGAAGGCAGAAGGAAGCUGCUACUAAAAUUGAAACCUGUUGGAGAGGAGUGCAGGCUAGGAAGGAGAGAGAGAAGAGAGCCUGGGCUGUAAAAGUCAUCAAGAAAUUCAUCAAAGGUUACAUGACCAGAGGGCAAGCAAAAUGCACAGAUAACUCGGAGUACCUGGCCUUUGUGAGACAAAAUUACCUGAACAGGCUUAAACAGACUCUGCCAAAGACCGUUUUGGACAAAACCACCUGGCAGUCUCCACCAGCUGUGCUCACAGAGACAUCAGAACUACUGCGUAAACUUCACUACCGUCUUAUGGUGCGGAAGUAUGUGAGAGGCAUCACACCACAGAGAAAAGCACAGCUUCAACUGAAGCUUGUUACCAGCUCCAUCUUCAAGGGCAAAAAGGAAAGUUAUCCACAGAGUGUUGCUCAACCUUUUGUGGACACCAGGAUCAGUGAACAAGACAUAAACAUGAGGGUUCUCCAGAUGAUUCGCAAUGAGCACAUUAAGUACAGCAUCCCAGUAAUCAAAUAUGACAGGAAGGGUUUCAAACCAAGGCCACGACAGCUCAUCCUCACCCAGACAGCUGCAUAUGUGAUCGAGGAAGCCAAGAUCAAACAGAGAGUGCUGUACACCUCUCUCAAAGGUAUUUCAGUCAGUAACUUGACUGAUGGAAUCAUUGUAUUCCACAUCACAUGUGAGGAUCCUAAACAGAAGGGGGACCUUGUGAUGCAGUGCGACCACUUGUUUGAGUUUUUGACCAAACUCUGUGUCAUUGCUAACAAACAGAAUGCAGUUAAAGUGGUUCAGGGCAGCAUCAAGAUUGAAAUCCAGGCAGGUAAAGAAAGUGCGGUGGACUUCACCACCGGGCAGGAACCAAUGGUAUACAAGGCCAAGAACGGACACCUCAUGGUGGUUGCCACUCGAGCCAGGACACGGUAA
This is a messenger RNA of Morone saxatilis (striped sea-bass), 3096 nucleotides long. It is a transcript of the gene myo1ha, whose product is annotated as myosin IHa. Gene Ontology annotation, molecular function: ATP binding; microfilament motor activity; actin filament binding. The coding region runs from base 25 to 3096 and encodes 1023 amino acids. The transcript is spliced from 32 exons. Gene Ontology annotation, biological process: vesicle transport along actin filament; actin filament organization. Gene Ontology annotation, cellular component: plasma membrane; cytoplasm; microvillus. Lineage: Eukaryota; Metazoa; Chordata; Actinopteri; Moronidae. The record is from RefSeq and is a predicted model, not a curated record.